GAGGCCUCCCGGUGUAUGGUUUUUGCGGCUGCGCUGUACCUCAGCCCCAGCAGCGGCCCCCUCUUCGCCUUCUUCUACCGCUGGUUACAUCAGCCAUCGAGGAACAGGGUUACCUGGCGCUUGGUCACUCCUGCAGAGGGACAGAGCACAGGAAAGGGACCCCCACAGUCACCUGUGUUUGAAGGUGUCUAUAACAAUUCCAGGAUGCUACAUUUCUUGACAGCUGUUGUGGGGUCCACUUGUGAUGUGAAGGUGAAAAAUGGUACCACUUAUGAAGGCAUUUUCAAAACGUUGAGCUCAAAGUUUGAACUAGCAGUAGAUGCAGUGCACAGGAAAGCAUCUGAACCUGCUGGUGGCCCUCGUCGGGAAGAUAUCGUGGACACCAUGGUGUUUAAGCCAAGUGAUGUGAUGCUUGUUCACUUCCGCAAUGUUGACUUCAAUUAUGCUACUAAAGACAAGUUCACUGACUCCGCCAUUGCUAUGAACUCGAAGGUGAACGGGGAGCACAAAGAGAAGGUGCUUCAGCGCUGGGAAGGUGGUGACAGCAACAGUGAUGACUAUGACUUGGAAUCUGACAUGUCCAAUGGAUGGGAUCCCAAUGAAAUGUUCAAGUUCAAUGAGGAGAACUAUGGUGUGAAGACUACCUAUGACAGUAGUCUUUCUUCUUACACGGUGCCCUUAGAAAAAGACAACUCAGAAGAGUUCCGCCAGCGAGAGCUGCGUGCAGCCCAGUUGGCUCGAGAGAUUGAGUCGAGCCCCCAGUACCGCCUACGGAUCGCCAUGGAAAACGACGACGGCCGCACUGAGGAGGAGAAGCACAGCGCAGUGCAGCGGCAGGGCUCGGGGCGGGAGAGCCCCAGUUUAGCAGCCAGGGAGGGCAAGUAUAUCCCUCUGCCUCAACGAGUGCGGGAAGGUCCCCGGGGAGGGGUCCGAUGCAGCGGUUCUCGGGGCACCCGGCCUGGCCUGAGCUCUUUGCCCCCUCGUGGUCCUCACCAUCUUGACAGUAGCAGCUCUGGCCCAGGUUCUGAGGCACGUGGUAUCAAUGGAGGCCCUUCCCGCAUGUCCCCCAAAGCACAACGGCCUCUGAGAGGUGCCAAGACCCUGUCUUCACCCAGCAGUAGGCCUUCUGGAGAAGCUUCUGUUCCGCCUCCUCCUUCAGUGGGCCGAAUGUACCCUCCACGCUCUCCCAAGUCUGCUGCUCCUGCCCCCAUCUCUGCUUCCUGUCCUGAGCCUCCUAUGGGCUCGGCAUUAGCAACCUCUUCAGCCUCCAUACCUGUGACAUCAUCAGUCACGGAUCCUGGAGUAGGCUCCAUUUCCCCAGCUUCUCCAAAGAUCUCGCUGACUCCCACAGAUGUAAAAGAACUCCCUACUAAGGAGCCUGGCAGAACUCUGGAGCCCCAGGAGCUGGCCCGGAUAUCUGGGAAAGGUGAAGUCCCUGGCCUUCAGAAUGAACAGAAAAGAUUUCAUCUGGAAGAACUGAGAAAGUUUGGGUCCCAGUUUAAGCUUCAGCCCAGUACCUCCCCUGAGAGCAGCAUGGAUCCUUUUCCUCCCCGGAUCCUAAAGGAAGAAGCCAAAGGGAAGGAGAAGGAGGACACACUGUUGACUUCAGAGCCUAUGGGGUCCCCGGUCUCCUCCAAGACAGAGUCCAUAUCAGAGAAGGAGGACAAAGCUCCCCUGGUACCAGCAGGAGGCACUGAGGGCCCAGAGCAGACCCUGCCUCCUUGCCCAAGCCAGACUGGCAGCCCUCCAGUGGGUCUUAAGGGGGACGACAAAGAUGAGGGUCCUGUUGCUGAACAAGUAAAGAAGUCAACGUUGAACCCCAAUGCGAAGGAGUUCAAUCCCGCAAAGCCUCUGCUGUCUGUGAACAAAUCUACCAGUACCCCAACUUCUCCAGGGCCCCGGACUCAUUCAACCCCUUCCAUCCCGGUGCUGACUGCAGGCCAGAGCGGGCUCUAUAGCCCCCAGUACAUCUCCUACAUACCUCAGAUCCACAUGGGACCGGCUGUGCAGGCACCGCAGAUGUAUCCGUACCCCGUCUCCAACUCAGUGCCUGGGCAGCAGGGCAAGUACCGGGGAGCGAAAGGCUCCCUCCCGCCCCAGCGUGCAGACCAGCACCAGCCCGCCUCAGCUCCUCCCAUGAUGCAGGCCGCUGCCGCAGCUGGCCCACCCCUGGUGGCCGCCACACCGUACUCCUCCUACAUCCCCUACAGCCCGCAGCAGUUCCCGGGCCAGCCUGCCAUGAUGCAGCCGAUGGCCCACUACCCCUCCCAGCCGGUGUUCGCCCCCAUGCUGCAGAGCAACCCACGCAUGCUGACGUCGGGGAGCCACCCGCAGGCCAUCGUGUCCUCCUCCACGCCGCAGUACCCGUCUGCGGAGCAGCCCACCCCUCAAGCCCUCUAUGCACCAGGCGGGGCAGGCCCCACACCUGGGCAGUGGACAGCCCCAGCAGAAUCUGUAUCACCCGGGGGCCCUGACAGGCACGCCGCCCUCUCUGCCUCCGGGACCUUCUGCCCAGUCCCCUCAGAGCAGCUUCCCCCAGCCAGCCGCUGUGUACGCCAUCCACCCCCACCAGCAGCUGCCCCACAGCUUCACCAACAUGGCCCACGUCACCCAGGCCCAUGUCCAAACUGGAAUCACAGCAGCCCCGCCCCCUCACCCUGGGGCUCCCCACCCGCCCCAGGUGAUGCUGCUGCACCCACCUCAGAGCCAUGGGGGGCCCCCCCAAGGCGCGGUGCCCCAGAGUGGGGUGCCUGCACUCUCAGCUUCCACACCCUCACCCUACCCCUACAUCGGACACCCCCAAGCUCUCAGUGACCCCGACUGUCUCCUGACUUAGCCGAGGUAAGGUCAGCGCAGCAGACAGGGCCAGGCUGGGUGCGGGGGGCUGUGCUGGGCACACGAGUGAGGGCUCUGGCUUACUGGGAAACGGCGAUUGACCUGUGCUCUGACAGCCCCAGGAGACACCUCGAGGAGGCCACUCCUUCCCACUUAGCCCGCAACCCCCGGACGCAUUGGUGAAGGGACAGCUGCUUGGGUUCUAAUGCUCCUGCUCUCUUCUCUCUCCCCUCCAACCAGUUCAAUCUCAUCCCUCCCAGCAGCUCCCCUUCCACCCCCCGGGGAACUGAAGAUUGUCCUGGCCGCGACCUGAGACCUCCAUGAGUGGAGGGAGGAGUGACCUAUGUGUCUUCCCCCAGCAGCUUGGACCAGUCCCAGCCCCACCCCGUCCCUGGGAGCUGAGGUUCCUGCCAAGCACCUUGAAUGGGGGGGGCCUGGAAGUGGGCAGUGCCAGGGUCCAGCGGGUGGGGGGGUCCUGCUCUGCCCCGCCUGUUCCACCGUCUUGCCCUCCCAUCCUCUCAUCUAUUCCCCGCUGGAGACAGAAGAUCUUUUAUUUUCUAUUAUUUAUAAUCUCAGACUUGGGCCCCCGUUCUUUCUUCCAAUUAACGAGUGAUCUGCGUGAGAGACAGACAGAUGCCCCACGAGGAUGGUUGGACAAGGACUUUUACUUUUUAUUA
Fukomys damarensis (Damara mole-rat) is the source of this 3512-nucleotide messenger RNA. It is a transcript of the gene Atxn2l, whose product is annotated as ataxin 2 like. Gene Ontology annotation, biological process: cytoplasmic stress granule assembly. Gene Ontology annotation, cellular component: cytoplasmic stress granule. The transcript has 22 exons. Gene Ontology annotation, molecular function: RNA binding. The coding region runs from base 16 to 2814 and encodes 932 amino acids. Lineage: Eukaryota; Metazoa; Chordata; Mammalia; Rodentia; Bathyergidae. The record is from RefSeq and is a predicted model, not a curated record.